Microthlaspi erraticum is the source of this 1677-nucleotide messenger RNA. NCBI's taxonomy places the organism in Eukaryota, Viridiplantae, Streptophyta, Magnoliopsida, Brassicales, Brassicaceae. The record is from the annotation of a GenBank genome assembly.
AUGGAAUUUCCCGUCCGAGUUUUGGUUCUUUUUGCAUUGCUCGCCUUUCCGGCAUGCGUCCACGGUGCUAUCCGCAAGUAUACGUUUAAUGUGGUAACGAAGCAAGUGACGCGGCUUUGCUCCACGAAACAGAUUGUUACCGUUAACGGUAAAUUUCCGGGACCCACAAUCUACGCCAAUGAGGACGACACAGUUCUCGUUAACGUCGUUAAUAACGUCAAGUAUAACGUUUCUAUUCAUUGGCAUGGAAUUAGACAGCUAAGAACCGGUUGGGCCGAUGGACCAGCCUACAUAACCCAAUGCCCAAUUAAACCGGGUCACAGCUACGUUUAUAACUUCACGGUCACGGGUCAGCGUGGCACGCUCUGGUGGCACGCACAUAUUCUCUGGCUCCGAGCUACGGUUCAUGGUGCUAUCGUGAUUCUGCCUAAACCGGGUCUACCUUACCCGUUCCCUAAACCACACAGAGAAGAAGUCAUCAUACUAGGUGAAUGGUGGAAAUCCGAUACCGAAAUGGUUGCUAAUGAAGCUUUAAAAUCCGGUUUAGCACCUAAUAUCUCAGAUGCUCACGUCAUUAACGGUCAUCCCGGUCUCGUCCCAAACUGCCCAUCGCAAGGUGAUUUUAAAUUAGCGGUGGAAAGCGGGAAAACAUACAUGCUACGACUUAUAAACGCGGCAAUGAACGAAGAGCUCUUCUUCAAGAUCGCCGGCCACCGUUUCACCGUCGUGGAAGUUGACGCCGUAUACGUAAAGCCUUUCACCACCGACACGAUCUUAAUCGCCCCCGGUCAAACCACCACCGCCUUAGUCUCCGCCGUCCGUCCUUCAGGUCAAUACCUAAUCGCCGCCGCUCCUUUCCAAGACUCCGCCGUCGUCGCCGUAGACAAUCGCACCGCCACCGCAACCGUUCAUUACUCCGGCACACACUCUGCCGCACCCACCAAAACCACUUCGCCGCCGCCUCAGAACGCCACCUCCAUCGCAAACUCGUUCGUUAAUUCCCUCCGGAGUCUCAACUCAGUCACGUAUCCGGCUAAAGUUCCGAUCACCGUCGAUCACGAUCUACUAUUCACCGUCGGAUUAGGAAUCAAUCGCUGCCACAGUUGCAAAGUCGGAAACUUUUCACGUGUCGUCGCCGCCAUAAACAACAUUACAUUCAAGAUGCCAACAACGGCUCUGCUUCAAGCACAUUACUUCAACCUAACCGGAAUCUAUACGACCGAUUUUCCUGCUAAACCGAGACACAUUUUCGAUUUUACCGGAAAACCGCCUUCGAAUUUAGCAACCAUGAAGGCCACGAAGCUUUACAAGCUUCCGUACAAUUCGACAGUGCAGGUUGUCUUGCAGGAUACCGGAAAUGUUGCGCCGGAAAACCAUCCGAUCCAUCUCCAUGGAUUUAAUUUCUUUGUGGUUGGUCUUGGAACUGGGAACUUUAAUUCCAAGAAAGAUUCUAAGAACUUUAAUCUUGUUGAUCCGGUGGAGAGGAACACCGUCGGAGUACCUUCCGGUGGUUGGGCGGCGAUCAGAUUCCGAGCAGAUAAUCCAGGGGUUUGGUUUAUGCAUUGCCAUUUAGAGGUACACACAACAUGGGGACUAAAGAUGGCUUUCUUGGUGGAGAAUGGCAAAGGCCCAAACCAAUCAGUGCUUCCUCCUCCAAGCGACCUUCCCAAAUGUUGA